Molecule: messenger RNA, 1066 nt
Organism: Symbiodinium necroappetens
Lineage: Eukaryota; Dinophyceae; Suessiales; Symbiodiniaceae
Source: the annotation of a GenBank genome assembly
GCCGCUGGCCAUGGGGAGCGCGGCAUCCAAGGUUUACAGCCGACUGCUUUUGGGACGCACAGUGCCAUGGCUUCAAGCAGGGGAGGGCGCACAAUGCAGUGGGGAAGGGAAGCAACCGGCGGAGUAUGUCUUUGGGAUGUCCAGGGUGAUGGAACUGGAAGCAGAGUGGCACAAAGGGCUGGUUGCAGCUAAGAUUGACAUACGCAAAGCUUUCGACAUGCUGCACAGGCCGGCGCUUCUUUCUCGAUUGAAGCAAGCCAUAGGGGAUGGCCCAAGCUUCCGCAGCUGGCAGGCAAUGCUGGCUGACACAACGGCUGUACUACAAACCAGCUGGGGAUGUUCACGCCUCCAGCUGGACAGGGGUAUUAGGCAAGGGUCUGUGGAAUCUCCCAUCUUGUUUGGCUGGUUGGCGGCUCUCAUCCUACGUGAUGUCAAAUGCAAGCAUGCCUGGCAGGACCGACACCGGGUAUUCGACCAGUUGGAGUGCCAGGACCUGCUGUUCAUGGACGAUGGACUGCUGUGGGCCCACACCAGUAAGGAAGUCUCUAGACGCCUUGAGGAAUGGGCUGCUGAACUUGCAGUGCAUGGCCUCAAGCUGAACCCCGCGAAAUGCAAGGCCUACUUUUCCCCCUAUUGUGUGAGCCAGUCGCCGGUCUCGGUGAAUGGCAACCUCGUCCCCCAGGUUGAAACACUGGAGGUUAUGGGCGUUCCUUUCAGGGUUGGGGCCUCGGCGUCCGAGCUCCUGGCGCCCUUCCUGGCCCGGGGGCGCGAUAAAUUCUGGUCGCUAAAACACCUACUGCGAGCCCGCACUCCGCUCACAGGCAGAAUCCUCUUGCUGGACAAGAUCAUCGGUGGCACUUCGUUGUGGUGCCUGAGCGCUUUGGCGCCAGACGCAUCGGCCUUGGCCUUACUCAACAGCAUGCAACUUCAGUGCGUGGUCUGGGCAAUGAGGGAGAUGGUCCACAGUGUGGUUGGAAAGAUGGUGGAAUUUUUCUGGACACAGAGCCAGGGCCUUGGACAGAGGGUUGGUGCCGCACUCUUCCCUCAUCGACGACUACAGGAAUAG